AUGGACAAGAAGGUGACUGUGAGUAGUCAGCAUGGAUUUACAGUGGGGAAAUCAGGUCUGACCAAACUGAUAGCCCUUUAUGCUGAGGUUAAAGCAGCAACAGGUGAAGAGGUAUCAGCAGAGGAUCUUGGAGGGGCAGAUCUUCACUGCAGAAAAUCUGGUGUAACAGAUCAUUAUGCUUUGGAUGACAGUCAUGCACUUCAUCUAGCAAGGAAAGCUGUGAGAAGUUUAAAUCUCCAAAAGAAAGUAGACGUUACUAUAGAACCUGCAGAAGAGCCUUUAUUCCCUGCUGAUGAAAUAUAUGGAAUAGUUGGCGACCAGCUAAAAAGAAACUUUGAUGUCAAAGAGGUCAUUGCUAGAAUUGUAGAUGGAAGUAAAUUUGAUGAAUUCAAAGCCUUGUAUGGGGAUACUUUAAUUACAGGAUUUGCAAGAAUAUUUGGUUAUCCAGUAGGAAUUAUUGGAAACAAUGGCGUUCUCUUCUCAGAGUCAGCAAAAAAGGGUACACAUUUUAUCCAGUUGUGUUGCCAGAGAAAUAUUCCCAUUGUGUUUUUGCAGAAUAUUACAGGUUUCAUGGUUGGUAGAGAAUACGAAGCUGGAGGGAUAGCAAAAGAUGGUGCCAAGAUGGUAACUGCUGUAGCUUGUGCCAGCGUGCCUAAAAUAACAGUGAUUAUCGGUGGUUCUUACGGAGCUGGAAACUAUGGGAUGUGUGGAAGAGCAUACAGUCCAAGAUUUCUGUAUCUGUGGCCAAAUGCUCGCAUAUCGGUAAUGGGAGGGGAACAAGCUGCAACUGUUCUAGCUACAAUAGCUAAGGACCGAAAAGCAAGGGAGGGAAAACAGUUAUCUGAGGCAGAUGAAGCAGCUUUGAAGGAGCCGAUCAUUAGGAGGUUUGAGGAGGAAGGAAACCCUUAUUAUUCCAGUGCAAGAUUAUGGGAUGAUGGAAUUAUUGAUCCAGCUGACACAAGACUGGUUUUGGGCCUCAGUCUCAGCGCAGCAUUAAAUGCACCUACAAAGAAGACAGAAUUCGGGGUUUUCAGGAUGUAAACUUAAACAUACGCUCAUCAGAAUUACCUCUGUAUAUUUUAUUGGGGGCUGCAGGGCAAAAUAACUACAAUGUUGAGGUGAUUGAAAAAUAAAGAUUUGUACAAUGCUAUUUUUAAUAGAAAUGUCAUCAUUAUUUAUUUUCACUGAGUAAUCAUCACACAGUACUUCAGUGUUUUGAUAGUGAUUUGAGGUCAGUCACUUGUAGUGCUUUUAUAACACUGCAUUGCAUGAAUAAACUGCAACUUCUAGCAUUAUGUUUGACAAGAAACCAUUGAUAUUAUCUCUUAUAUAAAUAAAUCUGCAAAAUAAGCUACA
Messenger RNA from Cariama cristata (Red-legged seriema), 1356 nucleotides. It is a transcript of the gene MCCC2, whose product is annotated as methylcrotonoyl-CoA carboxylase 2 (beta). NCBI's taxonomy places the organism in Eukaryota, Metazoa, Chordata, Aves, Cariamiformes, Cariamidae. The transcript has 11 exons. Gene Ontology annotation, cellular component: mitochondrion; methylcrotonoyl-CoA carboxylase complex. The record is from RefSeq and is a predicted model, not a curated record. Gene Ontology annotation, biological process: L-leucine catabolic process. Bases 1 to 1041 code for a protein of 346 amino acids. Gene Ontology annotation, molecular function: methylcrotonoyl-CoA carboxylase activity.